This is a messenger RNA of Athene cunicularia (burrowing owl), 1494 nucleotides long. It is a transcript of the gene FKBP6, whose product is annotated as FK506 binding protein 6. The record is from RefSeq and is a predicted model, not a curated record. The coding region runs from base 1 to 957 and encodes 318 amino acids. NCBI's taxonomy places the organism in Eukaryota, Metazoa, Chordata, Aves, Strigiformes, Strigidae. Gene Ontology annotation, molecular function: protein binding; peptidyl-prolyl cis-trans isomerase activity. The transcript has 9 exons.
AUGGAUAUCCUCAGAAGGAUUGGCAUUAGAGACAGGGGCUGGACCGUGUCCCUCUUCCAGCAGCUGGGGUGGGACCACGACCUGCGUGGUGAUGGAGGGGUGCGCAAGAAGGAGCUGCGCUCUGGUACCGGGGAGAUUGUGCCCGCGACCGCCUCUGUGGCAGCUUGGUACUCUGGGUACCUGGAAGGCUUGGAUGAGCCCUUCUGCACAAACCAGAACAGAAAGUUUCCUGAGCUGAUGAAACUUGGAAAAGACAUUACACUGCAGGGCCUGAUAGUUGGCCUGCUGUCGAUGAAGAAGGGAGAGGUGGCAAGAUUUGUCUUCAUGCCAGAUUAUGCCUAUGGGCAGCGUGGUUGUCCUCCUCUUAUUCCCCCAAAUGCCAUGGUCAUGUUCACAGUGGAGUUGCUGGACUUCCUAGACACAGAGGAAUCUGAUGCAUUCUUCGAGUUGACUGCUGAGCAGCAGGAUACGUUUCCGCUACAGAAGGUGUUAAGAGUGGCAGAUGCAGAGAGAGAGUUUGGCAACUACUUCUUCCGUGGGCAACACUUCAGUCUUGCCAAAGACAGAUACAAAAACGCAAUUUCCAUCCUUGGUCGCAACCCUUCCAGUGAUGCAGAGCAGUGUCAGAUCAACACUGCCAAGUUGCUGGUGCUCCUCAAUCUCUCGAUUACUUACCUGAAACUGGAGCGUCCUGACAGAGCUUUGGCAUACGGGGAGAAGGCCUUGGAGAUUGACCAAAGAAAUGCCAAAGCACUGUUCAGGUGUGGCCAGGCUUGUUUCUGCAUGACAGAAUACACAAAAGCCUGGGAUUUCCUGAUGAGAGCUCAGCGUAUAGAGCCAUUUAACCACUCUAUUAACAAUGAGCUGAAGAAGUUGGCAAGAUACUACAAGGACUACUUGACAAAGGAGAAAGAAAUGUGCUGCCGCAUGUUCACCCAUCUUCAGGCUAAGGACUAGUGAAGGACCUCACCGGCUGACAAAAAGAGCAGUUCUUGAACAGGAAGCAGACCUCCCUCUGAGAUCGUGUCUUGGGAAAAAGUGCAAGAGCACUGUCUUGUUUUGAGAGUGUGAAGUGGAGGUUCUGUGUUUAAACACAAUCUCAUUUUUCUGAAGCUGUUUUUGUUUACCAUAUUCUCAGACUGUUCACAGAAGAACCAGUUCUGAUGUAAGGGAGAGGAAAGUGUUCCCUGUCUUCUCCCCUGCAUGUUCUUUGAAAAAAACUGUUCCCUGAUGUAGUACUUCUGGGCUGCUUUUAGGGAAUCUGCAAAUGGGAGUAGGAUGCCAUGAAGUUUUGUAUUGUUUAUACAGGUCAUUUUUCAGAAAAAAAGUUGGAUAUUUUUGUUCUGAGAAAAAAAAUAAACCAACCUGAGAACUAAUGCUGGCAAGACUUGUGUCAGUUUAUUGUGCAAGAGUGAUUAAUGUGUCUCGGUGUAAGGAGCUGGAAUUUGGAAAUAGGGUCUGAUUUGUUGCUGUAUAGCUAGCUCUGUUCUUGGG